Messenger RNA from Talaromyces proteolyticus, 1275 nucleotides. RefSeq names its product transcription regulator HTH, apses-type DNA-binding domain-containing protein. Bases 1 to 1275 code for a protein of 424 amino acids. NCBI's taxonomy places the organism in Eukaryota, Fungi, Ascomycota, Eurotiomycetes, Eurotiales, Trichocomaceae. Gene Ontology annotation, biological process: meiotic attachment of telomere to nuclear envelope; mitotic telomere tethering at nuclear periphery. The transcript has 5 exons. The record is from RefSeq and is a predicted model, not a curated record. Gene Ontology annotation, cellular component: nuclear membrane complex Bqt3-Bqt4. Gene Ontology annotation, molecular function: DNA binding.
AUGCGAUCUCUUCCAAAGAAAAACAACCCUCUUAUUCUCCCUGAAUCUUCUCCAGUUUAUGAGGAACUGCUUGCCUUGAGGCGCCUGGGGAAGACUCUCCUGUCUGUCAAGCCUACGCAGAUUGGCACUUCCAAUGCUACCAAGCCCGAAAACUUGGGUCCCUUCGAAUAUGCGCAUUUGCGCGCUCCACUGCCCAAGGACUUGGCCGGCUCUGAGAUAUUUCCGUCAAACCCUACACAGCAACAUCCUGAAACCUACUUCCUUAUGAGACGAAGCAAGGAUGGCUUCAUCAGUGCAACGGGGAUGUUCAAAAUCGCCUUUCCUUGGGCGAAGUUGGAGGAAGAAAGAGCGGAACGGGAAUACGUCAAGGCGCGCGCAGAGACUAGUGAGGAUGAGAUCGCAGGAAAUGUGUGGAUCUCGCCCCUGCUAGCUUUGGAACUUGCAAAGGAAUAUCGCAUGUUCGACUGGGUUCGCGCCUUGUUGGAUGCUGCGGAAAUUGUCCAGACUCCGGCAAGCUCGAAGAAACCAAUUACUCCACCACCAAAAUUCGACAUGCCACCCCUAGAAUCGUCCGAAGAACUUCGUGCGUCUAGCCGACCCCGAACCCGGCGGUCUGUUUCUCCUUCAAAGAUCUCGUCCCCAAAGAAGACUUCCUCUCCUCGCAAAUCAAGAGUUCCCAGAGCGGCCAAAGAGAGCUCGGCUGCUGAAACCACUGCUGCUAGCGCUACUUUGCAGGCCGCACUCAACGGCGCUGUUGACAACGAAAUUGUCAAUGGUACAGAUGAAGCUGCUGCCUCCGAGAACCCCGAACCUGUGGAGAAGGAAGUGAAGCCCAAGAAAAGUAGCGGCCGAUCUAAAAAGCACGCCGCAGCCGAUGAGAAAGUUAAAGUCAAUGUCGAGUCUACAACCGAAGUCAAAGAUGAAGUUGAAACCACACAGACCAGUGUCUCUGUGGAGAUGCCCGUCAGCCUUCCCGAUCUUCCACCGGCCGAAGACACCGAACAAAUGAUCGCACAAGCGAAACAGAUGGUUGAAGAGGCAACAAAACUACAGCAAAGCGAAACAACCGCCAAGUCCUCGAACUCCAAUAAGAAGCGCAAGUCAGACGAAGUCGAGGAAGACGAAGAAGAGAAGAAAAAGCCAUCAUCAGGUAAACCUACCAAAAAGGCUAAAGUUCUUGAGGAUAAAUUGAGGAAGGAACGAGUGCGAAAUCGGGCCUUGGUCGGUGUUACUGCUACAUUAGCACUUGCCGCGGCGAUCCCCUACUUUUUUUAA